Messenger RNA from Ostrea edulis (European flat oyster), 3576 nucleotides. RefSeq names its product MFS-type transporter SLC18B1-like. Gene Ontology annotation, molecular function: transmembrane transporter activity. The record is from RefSeq and is a predicted model, not a curated record. Lineage: Eukaryota; Metazoa; Mollusca; Bivalvia; Ostreida; Ostreidae. Gene Ontology annotation, biological process: transmembrane transport. The coding region runs from base 1684 to 2847 and encodes 387 amino acids. The transcript is spliced from 12 exons.
UUAGUGGGCAUGACGGGACUGUCAUUAUUAGAUAGUAGAUAUGUUAGUGGGCAUGACGGGACUGUCUCUAGAUAAUAGGCAUGUUAGUGAGCAUGAUGGGACUGUAACUAGUUACUGGUAGUAGUCAUGUUUAGACACUGUCUCUAUCUAGAAGGCAUAUUGACACCAUCACUACACCUUCAUAUAUAUAUAUAUAUAUAUAUAUAUAUAUAUCUAUAUCUACAAUUAUAUGUGCUGACAAGACACCCACUAUGCACAAAGUUUUACCAAUAGUAAUGAAACUUUUGAAAAUCAUUGGUCCCAAAGAGGAUGAUGAACCAAUAAUCAGAAGAAUGAAGGAGAAAAUGCAUGUUGAGCUGAAUAAAAGGGCAAUCACUGAGAAAACCACAUUAAUGGGGUGUCUUAUGAACCCAUUUACUAAAGAUUUGAACUUUGCCCCAGAAUUGAGAGAACAGGCUUACAAGUAUCUACGAGAGGAAGUACAAAAUGCAUAUAAGACUGGAAUUCCUAUCAAGAUUAAGAUGGAAGACAAUGAGGAUGAACCUAUUGCAGAACCUUCACGGCCAACUCUACCAGUACUAGGACCAGAACUUGCCAAACCCAUUGCUGAAGUGGACUCUUCGGAGAAUAUAGAAACAGAGGAGCCUCAACUCAAGAAGAUAAAGUCAGCAGAUACAGAGGACUGGUUAUCUGAUAUAGUCUGCAUUGGAGAAACUCAGCCAAAUCCUGAAAUGGCCAUUGAAAAUGAACUUCAGAGGUACUUGGGAUGCAAGAUCUUAGAAAAAGACCAGAAUCUAACUGUUCUUGAGUGGUGGAAAUGUCACAAACAAUUUUAUCCUAGACUUGGAAACACUGCAAGGAAAUAUUUAGCGAUACCCGCCUCAUCUGUUUCCUCAGAGAGGGUUUUCAGUUUAUGUGGUAACCUUGUCAACAAAAAAAGAUGUAGGUUAAGUCCAAACAACAUUGACCUCCUUGUGUUUCUCAACAGAAACAUUGAGUAUUGGUGAUUGUCGGAUUGAAAUUUAUUUUCAUUUCUGAUACCGUUCUAGUUAGAAUACUUACUUUUUGUUAUUGUUACAGUUGUUACUGUUCUGUAAUUUUGACAUUGCAUAUUCAUUUCUAGUCAGUCAAUAUCAUUUUUUUUAUUUAGAGACAUUAGAGUAUUUCUAGUCAAAUGGAAAAUUUUAUUUUGUCUUGGUUGUGAACUCUGAUAUCUUUGAGACAUUGACAUUGUGAUUGUAAAUAAAUUACUUGAUAUAUUGAAAUUCUGAUUUAUUUACAUGUGAACAAAAGAAACAAAGAAGAAUUCAAAUGUUGUUUCCAUACAUGUUUAAUGAUUCGUUAUCUAUUAUGAGGGGGGAAAGUUUAGAAAAACACGGCAAUUCCGAUUAUAAUCGAUUAUAUGUGUCCGAUUAUUACCGAUAAUCGAUUAUGGUUUUCGGUCCGAUUGCCCAUCACUAAUAUGUAUAUAUACAUAUAUUUAUUUUCACUUCAUUUUUCCCUUCAUGAACAUUCCUGCUAACUGAAACUUAAGUCUGACAAACUUUCACUUUUCGAUAUAGUCUAAUUGCUGCACAUCAACACACUGGACAUAAAGAGCACAACACAGCUUUUUUGUUAAAAUGCAAUUAAAAUUUGUUAAAAUGUAAAUAUUAGAAAUGUCUUUCAAUUGUUUCAAAGUAUAUGGUUGCUAACAUGCUCCAGUCAGUAUGCUGGUGUGAAGAGCCUCACGAUACUGUAUACAGGAUAACAAAAAUAGGAUCAAAGUUCAUGUUUCUCUCAGGAACCAUGAUUGGAGGGAUAUGUGCCAUAUUGUUUGGAGUGUUGGACAGAAGUCCGGAUGGGACCACAUACAUUGUCAUGUGUUUUCUGUGUCGAACAGUUGAAGCUAUUGGAUGUUCAAUGUUUGUAACUGCCAGUUUUGCCAUUAUUGCCUGUGUGUUUCCCAAUAAUGUUGCAACCAUGUUUGGUGUGUUAGAGACAUUCAGUGGACUGGGUCUCAUAGCUGGACCGGCUGUUGGCGGUGCUCUUUAUCAGUUAGGUGGAUUUGGGUUACCCUUCUUUGUGGUUGGCUCUAUAACAGUACUUAAUGGAGUAGCUGGCUAUUUCAUGAUAGGACAUAUUGAUGAUUCUCCUAGAACAAGGUCCAAAUCCAUACUUUCCCUGCUCAGGAGUCCAUUUACAUGGUCCAUUGCCUUAUGCUUAAUAUCUGGGAGUUUUUCUCUAGGCUUUCUUGAUCCAACUUUAGCUUUACAUGUUGAUAAACUACCAGAGUUGAAAGGAAAAACAGCAUUGAUAGGACUGAUGUUUCUGAUAGCAGGCGGAAUGUACUGUUUCACCGCUCCUUUGUAUGGAUAUAUUGUUGACAAAAAGGGUUGUGUGAAGAUCAUGAUGGCAGUUGGAGGUGUAGUAGCAGCGAUUGGUUACUUAUUGAUGGGGCCCACACCUCUGAUUCCUCACUUACCAUUUGAACUCUGGUCUGUCAUUUUGUCUUUGGCACUGAUGGGACUGGGUUUAGGAUGUGCACUUAUCCCAACUUUCCGAGGCCUGUUAGAUUCAGCAAAAGAACUUGGAAUGGAAGAGAACAUGGACACGAAUGGGAUUGUUUCCGGCUUCUUUAACUUCUGCUUCUCUCUUGGAGCAUUCUUAGGUCCCACUGUUGGAGGUGUGCUUGUGGACAAAUUUGGUUUUAACUGGUCUGCAACAGGUGCUUCAGGAUUCAUAGCAACCUCAGUAAUAGUUGUUACACUCUACGGUCUCUGUAGGACUCUUAAUGAGGGAAAAACGCAAAAGAGACGAGGUUAUGAAGUUAUUAUACAUCAAUCAGCCGUUACAAGCAAUGUUUGAAUGUCCAUGCCUCCACAUGUUUUAAACCGGUUUACAUGAAGCAUAUAUUAUUAUUUUUUGUUCUGGUGCAUAAUGUAUUUACAGCAAGAUUUACAUGUAGAUAAAUCAUAUUUAUUUCAUCAUGUAUCCAUUGUAGAUUAUCAUUGCAAUUUAUUUUUGAUAUUGAAUUUAUUUUUAACUUUGAAUUAGAACAAGAGUAUACCAGUUUGAUAAUUUCUUUCAAUAUGUUGCAUGUGUUGGCAAACUACUCUAAAACGUUCUAAACUUGAAGAAGUUUAUAUGUAAAUCCUCAAGAUAUAUUAUUAUAACAUGUUGAAAUAAUCAAAUAUCUAAAUGUAUGUACAUGUAACAUUAAUUAUAAACCGAAUGAUAAACAAUUUUAGUGUCCAUCAGAUUGGUAAGCACGGUUAAUUGUUAUUGUACAAGGAAGAGAAUAGUAACUGAGAUUUUGAUAACUAUCCCAUACAUUUGAUCACUUUCUGAUUGUUUUCUUAUACAUGUCAUCAUUGCAAUGGUAAUGCAUCCCAUAAAUUUUCAAGACAUGAUAUAUAUUGUAUUUGAUUUUUUAUCGAUUUUUAUUUUAUACUUUUGUCUGUGAUCCACAAGUUGUGGCUAAUCAUACGCAUUAGAUCACUGAGGGUGCAUUUUUUCUCGAUCAUAGUACAUGUACAUGUAUUAUUUGUAAUUUUGUAUCAUGUAAAUCAGACAUUAAAUCGUUUUAUGUACUAA